AUGACCUUGCCUGCGUCCGACAUGCUAUCGCUCAACGUCUUGGGUCUCAACUGCGGGACAAGCAUUGAUGGCAUCGACGUUGCGCACUGUCGAAUCUCAGCUAUCCCCUCGUCGAACGAUGUGCACAUUGAUCUGCUGUCUUAUAUAGAGAUCCCUGUCAACCCAGCUGUUCGAAGUCAAGUCCUCCGCUUAUGUCGGCCCAAUGAAAAAGAGGCCGCAACAUCUCUUGCUGAAAUAUGCGAUCUCAACUUCGCGCUCGGCCGCGAGUUCUCCCGCGCAGUCAUAGAAUCUGGGAUCGACUUGGCUCAAGUUGACCUCAUUGCCAGCCAUGGGCAGACAUUAUGGCACCAACCGCUUGGAGAGCAACGCUCGACCCUCCAGAUGGCCGAGCCUGCCUUACUUAAUCUGGCUUUCCCUCCGUCCUUGUUGAACACAGGUUCUAACUGGCAGCUUGAAAUCAGGACAGUGGUCAGCGGUUUUCGCGUUGCCGAACUAGCUGCAGGGCGUCAGGGAGCACCACUUGCUGGGUUCUUCGAGGCCUGCCUCCUCUCCCAUCCUGAGCUGACACGUAUCAGCCAAAAUAUAGGUGGCAUAGGAAACGCAAGUGUGUUGCCAGCUAAGAAUUCACGUACGGAAACGUCCCGCCCAACUUAUCUAUCAUUUGACACCGGCCCGGGAAAUGUUUUCAUAGAUGCGGCAAUGAGAAUUAUAAGUAACGGCGAAACCCAUUUCGACAAAGACGGAGCACUUGGACUGCAGGGAGAAUCCGAGAUAGAUGAAGAGGUUGUCAACAACUACCUGGCCGAAGAGCCUUACUUUCAAGUCAAGCCACCUAAAACAACAGGGCGAGAGCUCUUUUCAGAUGAUGUCGCGCGUGUACUCGUUGAAAAGAUGAGAUCUCGACACAUCAGCCCUCAGGCCAUUAUCGCCACUAUCACAAGAAUCACUGCUGAGUCGAUUGCCCGCGCGUACGAGCAAUACGUCCUACCUCAUCUUGAAGAUGGCAAGACAAUCGACGAAAUCUACAUCUGUGGCGGUGGUGCAUACAACCCAAACAUUCUGAAGCAUCUGCAAGCACGCUUUCCUGAUAGUCGAGUGGCCAGGCUCAGCGAAGCACCCACUAAGAUCGAGCCAAACGCGAAGGAGGCCGUCAUGUUUGCGUUGUUAGGGUUUCUGUCGGUCAGCGGCCGCACUGUUCCACUUGCGGAUGAUUCAGAGUCUACAGAGCCUGCUGUCAUGGGUGUCAUCACACCCGGUGAGAAUUAUCGGCGGAUUAUCGAGAUUGUGGCUAAAAGUGAAGGGUUCUUGACAAACGGAGUGCUGGGGCGUAUUCAAAUGUAA
Clonostachys rhizophaga is the source of this 1341-nucleotide messenger RNA. Lineage: Eukaryota; Fungi; Ascomycota; Sordariomycetes; Hypocreales; Bionectriaceae. The record is from the annotation of a GenBank genome assembly.